Molecule: messenger RNA, 1717 nt
Organism: Betta splendens (Siamese fighting fish)
Lineage: Eukaryota; Metazoa; Chordata; Actinopteri; Anabantiformes; Osphronemidae
Product: N-fatty-acyl-amino acid synthase/hydrolase PM20D1.2-like
Exons: 13
Coding region: 23-1591 (522 amino acids)
Biological process (GO): amino acid metabolic process
Molecular function (GO): hydrolase activity, acting on carbon-nitrogen (but not peptide) bonds, in linear amides; metallocarboxypeptidase activity
Source: RefSeq, a predicted model, not a curated record
UCCUGCUGUCACAGCAGACACAAUGACUGACUCGCGGCCUGGGAUCCGAAUAAUAAGAUGGUUGAAGAUAAUUGUCAGCGUUGUCUUUGCCACGGUCUUCCUGCUGUUCACUAUUGCGUCUAUACGGACUCUUUCGCUGGACGUAAACAUCGGGCUUCAACUUGCGCGCUGGGAAAAGACCAACAACCUCUCGCUGGUUCUAGACGGAGCUCAGAGAGAGGCGCUCGUAGCGCGUUUUAAAGACGCCAUCCGGGUCCCCACGGUGUCGUUCUCCGAGACGCACAGCAACACCAGCGCGCUGCUCGACUUCGACACGCUGCUGCGCAGAGCCUUCCCAACUGUUUUCUCUUCGAGCCUGGUUCAGCACGAGCUGGUGGCCAACUACAGCCACCUGUUCUGGGUCAGAGGGUCGCAGCCGGACCUCGAGCCGUACUUGCUGCUGGCCCACAUGGACGUGGUGCCGGCGUCUGAGGCCGACGGCUGGGACGCUCCCCCGUUUUCUGCCCAGGAGAUAGAUGGCUUCAUCUACGGCAGAGGCACCAUCGAUGACAAGUGCGCCGUCAUGGGCAUACUCCAGGCACUGGAAUACUUGUUGAUCAGAGGCUAUGCACCACGCAGAGGGUUUUACAUUGGUCUGGGUCAUGAUGAGGAAGUCAGUGGAUACAAUGGGGCGGUGAACAUGGCUCGUCUCCUGAAGCAGCGUGGCGUGCAGCUUUUGUUCGUGCUGGAUGAGGGCCUGGCUAUACUCGAUGGAGUCAUCAGUGGGCUCGAUGGACCUGCUGCACUAAUUGGAGUAAGUGAGAAGGGCGCCGCCACUGUCAAACUAAGUGUGUCCACAGCCCCUGGUCACUCCUCUAUGCCUCCCAGGGAGACAAGCAUUGGAAUCUUGGCUGCAGCCGUCAAAAGGUUAGAGGACAACCCCAUGCCAAGGUUAUUUGGCCGUGGGCCUGAACGUGCAACCUUUCAACAUCUGGCUCACAAGUUUAGGCUCCCAUUAAAGUUUGUGAUGUCAAAUUUGUGGCUCUUCUCUCCACUUUUGGGCAGAGUACUUGAAAUGAAACCAGAAACUAACGCUUUUGUGAGGACAACUACUGCUGUCACCAUCUUUAAUUCAGGUGUUAAGGUGAAUGUCAUUCCCUCCUAUGCAGAAGCUUAUGUAAAUCUACGAAUCCACUCAGCACACUUAUUACAAGAGGUCCUUGACCUCAUCCAUUUGACGGUGGCAGACCAACGAGUGAAGAUUGACCUCGUUCAAGGAUUUGACCCUCUGCCCGUCAGCUCUGCUGAUGAAAAGUCCUUUGGUUUUCAGAUAAUUAAGAAAACUGUGUUGGACAUGUUUCCAACAGUCACAGUGGCUCCAGGCAUUUGUGUUGGCAACACUGACAGUCGAAACUUCAAAGACCUGACCAGGGAUAUUUAUCGGUUUGCUCCUGUCUGGUUCAAGCCAGGUGAUCCUCAGAGAUUUCAUGGCAUCAAUGAAAGGAUUUCCAAAAAGAACUAUGAGGAGCUUGUUGUAUUUUAUUUUAACUUAAUUCAAAACUUUGACCUUCAGCAGCUUCCAGAGCCCCACAGCUCUGUACACGAACUCUAACAAAUGAAAAGCAAUGGCAACAAGUUUAAGGCAACUUGUGUUGGUCUAACGACCACAAAAAACAUCAUGUUCUUAUUGUUGCGAUGUAUUCUGCCCUCUGAGCCCAAAAUAUAAUACUUGAAAUUA